Molecule: messenger RNA, 2055 nt
Organism: Pisolithus orientalis
Lineage: Eukaryota; Fungi; Basidiomycota; Agaricomycetes; Boletales; Pisolithaceae
Product: regulator of chromosome condensation 1/beta-lactamase-inhibitor protein II
Exons: 6
Coding region: 192-1823 (543 amino acids)
Cellular component (GO): cytoplasm
Molecular function (GO): guanyl-nucleotide exchange factor activity
Source: RefSeq, a predicted model, not a curated record
ACGUGAUUUUGCUCAUCGGGACCCUUUUGCGGUACAUCCGUUGGUGUUGGUGGGCCAGGCAGACCCGUCCAACUGUCCUCACCCACCCUCACAUACCGCCCAAGGCUGCCACAGCAACCCUCCGCAUUUCCCUUUGAAUUCGAAGUCGCCGCAUUCUUUCCUCCUUGCUACUCUCAUUCACUCUUCACGCAAUGUCAAACCCGCCACUGCGAAGGUCAACUCGUGCAGGUUCUGCCAAACCUGAAGGAGCGCCGGUGGCAAGGGCCGCGCCUCUGCCAGCAGUAAACGGCAAACAUACUGCAGCCAAGCCGACGAAACCAUCGAGGAGAACCGCCUCUCAGCCUACUAAGCGGCCUGGGUCGCCUACAUCCUCACCCCCAAAGAAACGCGCACGGUCGGCAGCACCUCAGUCAGAUACAGAGGAUACGAAAAAGUCAUCCCUAAGGAAGACCUCUUCCGGAAGGAGAUUAGCCAGAAAGCCAACUGCAAAUGGUCUUCCCGCUGUCGCGGAAGAACCUCAACAACUUAAACCGUAUUUUAAUCCCUAUACUGUCACCCCCGGUGCCCAAACAGCCAGCAGCCCAACUUUUUUUUGGCAUGGGUCCGGACUUUCUCGGAGAGUUUUCAUCCCCGAAGAGAAAUACAUGGGUAGAUCAAAAAAUCACUGGCCUGGAGGCCAUUGCAGCGGGAGGCUUGCAUACCCUUUUCAUCGAUCAGAAGGGAGCGCGAUUGUCUGGUCUUGCGGCGUCAACGACGAUGCUGCUCUCGGUCGUAUCACGAAAGACGUCUCCGAUCCCCAAAAUCCUGGUUCAUUCAUGGACGUGGACACAUUAACAGCUAUUCCUCAUCCCAUACAGAGUUUGUUAGAUGAGAAUUUCCGCGCUGUCCAAGUAACUGCCGGAGACAGUAUAUCUGCAGCCGUCAGCGCUGAUGGUGAGCUGCGAGUAUGGGGUUCUUUCAGAGCUGCGGAAGGAUCGCUCGGGUUCUCCUCGGCCGCUCGACACGAAUUCUUCCCCAGAAAAAUACUGGAGCUCAGUCAUAAACCAGGAGACACCGAGAAGGUUGUCUCGGUCGCUGCCGGUAACAACCAUCUGGUGGUUCUGACAACCCAUGGUAAUGUCUUCACCUGGGGGACCGGUGAGCAUGGACAGCUUGGUCGGAAAAUUAUCGACCGCCGUAAAAUCCAUGGUACGGUCCCAGAAAAAAUUACCUUGGGCAACCGGUCAAAUCGGGCCGUUGUCAUAGGAGCGGGCAACUAUUGCUCCUUUGCUGUAGAUGAAAUCGGGGAUGUCUGGGGGUGGGGGCUCAAUACAAUGGGUCAAACUGGUACAGGUGUCUCGGAGCUCCGAUCGACGUCGGAUGAAAUACACACCCCGCGGAAAGUUCACUCGCUUUGCAAAAGCACCUUGGAUGAAGAGGUCGUCCAGAUAGCAGGCGGAGAACACCACACACUAUUUCUGACAUCUUCUGGGCGCGUCUUCGCCUGUGGAAGGUGCGAUGGUGGCCAGCUUGGUCUGGCGGAAGGCAAUUCAACGUAUAACUCACGACCUAACCCUGAUUUCGUCGCCGAACCUCUGGAAAUCGUCUUCGAUGAUUCCAGUGAUCCUAUCACUUCCAUUGCCUCAGGUACCCAUAACAACAUGGCCAUUACCCGUGCUGGCGUUCUGUACGCUUGGGGUCAAGAAUCACAGGGAGAGCUGGGCGUUAAGGAAGUAGAGGCGAAGACACCGACAGUAGUUGUGCGCAGGGAAGGGUCAUUUGAGGCCGUCGCUGUUGCAUGUGGUGGUCAACACUCCCUUGGCUUAUUCAGAAAGAAGGCAUGAUAGCACAUUCUCAUCACCGAACGCUAAUCUUGCCUUGUUAUUCACUAUGCCGCGUAUACCGGCGUCCUGCCAACCAUAGACAACUGAGCGCUGAUUCCAAAAGCUUUUCAUAUGUACAUACUAUCGUAGGUACUUCACGCAUAGUCUAGUCUCGGACUUUCGGUUGCGAGAGAAAAGAAAACCUAUCCAUGAUUUACCUGGAACUCAGUAAUCACUGAGUCAAGGAAAUGUU